UCCGAAGCUCUUGCUUCUAGCUCUUCUUGCAGUGAAUUGGAAGCCGGUAAUGAUGCCCUGGACAUGUGGAAGACGAAAGAUGUUAAAUGUGAGUUUUUGUUAGAAGCCAGAAUGAGUAAUACGUCUCAUUACUCUGUUGCUGAAUAACCUGCACGGCGCACCAUCAAUCCUGCAUAGUUCUUAAUAAUUGGCACAAGCUAACUUUUCAAUUCAAGUCCGUUUUGCCCUCACAAAUGUAACGUGAUAGUUUCUAUAUGUUAUUAACUCAGGCUGGACUGUGGAGGACGUGAAGAACUGGCUCACUUUUCAGGGAUUUAAAGAGGAAGCUGCCCUUUUUUCAAGUAAGCUAAAACUAGCUGUAGUAUUUAAGCUUACUAAGCUUAAGCUUAAGUCUUAAUAAUAAGCUUACAUGUAUCAGUAACUUCGCAAUUCCUGAAACUGCAUAUUCCUAAGAAUAAAUAAGAAAAUAAACGAGUAAGUCUUUCUGUCAUAGCCUGCGAGCUCGCAGGCUAAAUAAGUCAAGAAUUAAUUUGUGACCAUCUUUUGCUAAUUUUGCUUUCCCUAAGUUGUACUUGUGGAGACAAUUUUUUGAACAGAUAUUCUAGCAGUGUUCAUCACCAUUUUCUCUGGAUUCUUUGGGAAGCUUAUUUGAUUUACAAUAUUUUUCAAGUAAUUUUUUUAACUACCCAUACAAAUUGUAAGAAUCACAAGCAUUUUACCGCCAACAUUUGAGGGUAGCCUAGAGUCACAUGUUUACCUUUUGCAGGGGUGCUAAAGCAUUUGAGAGCAAUGCAUGGAUGCUUUCUAAAUGCUACAUGUAACACAUCGCACAGCCACAUAGCUAGAAUUUCUUCAGAAACAAUUUUCCUUUUGUCCUUUCAAUUCAUGACUUUUCCACAAAAUGGUGAAUUAACAAAAACUGCUCCAAGGUUUGCUAAGGUUUUCACACUUUCAUUUAUUUGAUAUAACAGAAGAGGAGAUUAGUGGAGAAGCAUUGCUGGCAAUUGAAAAAAAUGAUAUCAAGGAAAUUGGUGUAGAGCCAAUGGGCCAACGUAUUCAGCUUAUGGCAAAAAUAAAAGAGAUAAUUAACACACAGGAAAAGGAAGGUGUGAACUCUACAGAAGUGGAGUCAAAAUUGAAACAUUCUUCUCUGAAAAGAAAAAUAACUACCCAGGAUAAAAAGAAAUGGGAUGCCAAAUCAAAGACAAUGUACUUAGAAAAGUAAGUGUGAUUUUAAGACUAAACAUGCAUAUAUGCAUGAUGGUGUCUUGAUUCAGUGUAACUGUGCUAGGCAAGUUGGUGGCCCUAAAAGUCUCUAAUUAUUUUCCCCUGCCCUAAAAUGCCCUUAUUUUUCAGUUUUUCCCCCUAGCAUUCCUAUUUUUCUUUUAUUUUUGAAAACUGCUGAUGACAAAUGUCAUUGAAAGUGCUUGACAGGGAUUCUUCACUUACUUGCACAAUCUGCAAGUUUCUUUUGGUGUGGCUUCUCAUGUUUGGAAUUAUCAGCUUCUAUCAUUUACUGGUGAAUUAUUUUAGUUACUUUUGUAAGCUUUGUAUUGAGUUCUUCCCUGAUGAUAGAAUUUAAGGGAGUAAAGUUGCGCUCAUCUUGCUUGAACACAUCCAUAUGAUCAAGUUCUAGAUUUGUAUUGCUUAAAAUCAUCACAUUCUUUGAACUUCUUAAUUCAACCUUAUCUAAUGUGUAUGUUAGGGUAUAACUUACCUCUCACACAUCCUCUGGUGAUGGCAUACCUAAUGGUAAUUGGGUUGGUGAAUUAGCUGAGCCAGUGAAUAGUAAUAGUAAUAGUAAUAAUUAUUAUUUCUCAUACUUUGCUCUACAUGUGCCUCACAGUUUUGUUCCAGAGUGAUUAGAUCAUCUUGUUUUAGCUUUAAUUAAGGCUUUCAAAGUCAGUGAGAUACAGAUGCCCUGAAAAAACUAGGGCAGAUGUCCUGGGAAUUUGACCAUUGUACUGCUGUAGAACCAGUACUCAUGUUAAAUAAAUAAAACUUCGUUUUUUAGGUGACAGUUCCAUGGUGCCACUUCUUUAAAUUGCAUCGACGUUGGAUUUAUGUCAAGCAUUUUCUAGACAAGAGUGUGACUUUGGUGAUCCCUUUAAUGAAUACCAUAUAAACUAGAAUUAUAUUUGAGUAAGUAUGUAAUCUGUUUGGAUGGGAGAAGGUAAGAUACAUUGGAAUAAUGUUCUAAAAUGCCCUUAUUUUCAACUGUUUAUCCCACAAAGUCCCUCUUCUGUGGAGAAAUAAAAAAUCCUAUUUUUCCCCUAAAAUGUUGUCACUAACAUGCCUGCUGUGCUUAGCUUCUCUUUUAGUAUUUUGCAUUUUUUCUUUUUUGUUGACUUGCUUUGACUGGAAUCCUAAAAAGUGAUGCAGUGAUCUCAGGUCUGUUGUCCAUUUUCUUUUCUCCAAAAUUUAGGACAUCAUUCAUUGUGCAUGAAGCUGCUAAGGUGUGGCCUGGCAAUAAGAGUGUUCACUUCAAAAACAACACUACCCAAAAUUUGAAACUUGAGGAACUUGUUUCACGACUGGAGGAGACUUGUAAAAUACCCAAGAUUGGCUUUGGAAGAGGUAAAUGUUACAUUCAUUACCAUGUAUUGCAGAUAUAAACAAAGGACAAUUUUUUUUCUUCUGACACAAAUAGAGAUUUGGCCUCGAUCAAAAACCACAUAAGAAAUGCCUCUGGCUCCCAGGUUACACAAAGUUUGAUCGUCAUGCAAAUAAUUGAUCUGUUAAAGACAAGACCUGUAGAUUGAGCAGAUUCUAUGAUUGGGUCACAUCCAAUGUAAAAUUCAUGAACCAUGCCUGAAUUUCAUCUUUUUUACCAAAUCAGGUGCUAAAUUUCAGCCAGUUUAAACACACACACAUGACCCUGUCCAGACCCUGUACACUGAAUAAUCCUACAUAACUGUAUAUUUGAAUAUUAAUCCUAAGUUACAAAGCUGUACAUUUUUAUUUUCAGAGUGUAUCAGGUCUCAUAUUAUCCAGUGGGCACAUGAAAAGAACAGAUGUCUUAAGGUAUGUCAGUAAUAGUUGCUAUGCCUAGUUGAUAUAAAAAAUUGUUAUAAAUUCAUAACAGGUCACAGUACAGUAGCCUUGUUUGGCUGUUUAUGUUGUUUGAAAAAUGGACCUUUUGCAAUAUCAACAUAGUCAUGUGACCCUGUCAUUUUUAAUAAUUGAAGUUAAAAAUAAAUUCCAUAAAUAAACAACAAUUUAACUGCAGGCUUUAUUAUGUUAUUAUUGUUGUUGAUUUCAAAUAAUUGCUUUUCUCAACUGAAAACAGGCUGAACACACACCUGCAAAGAGGGCCAAAAAGCCCUGCUCUGGAUCUAGUGCAAAUGAGUCAACAUGUAAUACAGCA
Pocillopora meandrina is the source of this 3367-nucleotide messenger RNA. NCBI's taxonomy places the organism in Eukaryota, Metazoa, Cnidaria, Anthozoa, Scleractinia, Pocilloporidae. The record is from the annotation of a GenBank genome assembly.